Molecule: messenger RNA, 4594 nt
Organism: Magallana angulata
Lineage: Eukaryota; Metazoa; Mollusca; Bivalvia; Ostreida; Ostreidae
Product: von Willebrand factor D and EGF domain-containing protein-like
Exons: 20
Coding region: 204-3557 (1117 amino acids)
Source: RefSeq, a predicted model, not a curated record
UUCGAGAUGUACUAAAGAGUAUGAUAUAUCAACAAAUGUUAAUGAUGUCAUUUCCAUUUUACUUUACUGAAAUUGUUUUUUCAGAGAACAGGUAUGCAUCUAUGGUUCUUUGAUGCAAAGAAUGUAUUGCUAAAUUUCAUUAUGGGAUUCAACCGAUGAAAGACGAAUGGAGUGAAUGAAUUCAUGAUUGGCGAAAACCUAAAAUGAUUUAUUCACGUCGACAAGUUCUGUCGUUGGUGAUCUUUUUACUGAGUGAAGUCACAUUAGCGCAAGAUCCGUGUCUUGAUGGGAACUUCCGUGAGAUUGAUAACGUGGCUAAACGAUCACCAUCCUAUGAUGAGGACUACACAUUGCCUUGUGAUAUGUACUUGAUUGAGGGUUGGUACGGAUCCAAAUCUCACGUAAUGUCUACGUCACCACCAUUGCUUCAAAAAUGUGGCACAUUAUAUCCAGUUUGGCUGAAAGACCCUACAUCCCCUGAUGGAAUCAUACAGAAUUUAACCGCAUGUCAAGUGGGGUUUUCGGAUGAAUGUUCCAACGCUUUUAAAAUAGAAGUGAAAAACUGCACUGGUUUUCUAGUGUACAAGCUAAAACCGCUUAGUAGUUGCACUUCUGCAUACUGCUUUGAGCUUGACGACAGUUGUGUUAAUAAGACGGUUAACAACAUUCGCGUUUCUUUCCAUAAUUUAACGUGGACGGAAAAAGAGAAAGAAAAUAGUCCGGGUGUUUUUCAAUACGACCCCUCUGUAAACCUGAUUUGUUCCUUUACCCCUUCUGAUGAUGACACCCUGCUCUACCACAUUGACUGGUACGUCGAUAACGAGACUGUGAUCCAAGGACAGACCGUCGACAAGUCGUCAUUAAAUGACGCCAUUCUCUCCGCAGCAGAUCUAAACAAGGCGGGAAAAAAGAUCAAUUCUUGGAUUCACUGCAUGGUUGGAAUAAAAGCGUCCAAAAACAAGUUUCCGUGUGUAACAAAAUCUAGUGAACUAUUUUUUGCAGGAAUAGAGCUUUUAAAUCGCACUGUCACUAUUGAGAGGAAAGGAACAGUGACCUUAAUGCUUCGCCCUACUAUUCCAUUUGCAUCAGAAACUAUCCAGCGACAAGACGGCAUGCAAUCUACAUCACCGUUAAACAUUCAGCUGUCAUUUCCCGGGAACACUGAAGCGAAAUGCCAACAAAGCACUAGUGGUAGUUUAAGAAAAUGUUCUGUGCCUAUAGAAAGUUUUAAAUACGGUGAGCGUCAGCGGUAUAAAGAUAAGACCAAUUGGAACAAGAUCUAUACCAUGGAAAUAUCUAAUUCAGAUAACGAUGGUUAUUACAUGCAGGAUCAUAAGCUCGUGUUGCGGCUAGAAACAAACAGCCCAAACGGCGAUGGUGCCCAGAUAUUUUCAGAUGCUGUGUUCCGUGACGUGCACAUAAAUGUUGUAGACAAAGAGGAGGCCUGGAAGGGGAAACGCUGUAGUUCAUAUGCGGACCCACAUCAAACAACAUUCGACGGAUACAAUUAUGAAUGCCAAGCAACAGGAUGCGAAACUAAGAAGACAUAUAUAUUUUAUAGCAACGAUUUCCAUUUACAAGAGGUACAAGUCCGGCAUAGCAUAUGCUGGAGUACAGCUCGCUGCGUCUGCGCAGUGGCGGCUAGAUCGGGACAGGAUGUGUUCACAAUUGAUGUUUGUAAUCAAAGACAGUUUAUCAACUUUCCAAUUUGCAACGAAAAUUCACUGAAAGUUAUCAAAGAAACUGACAAAGUGUAUAAGAUAAUAUUCCCAACAGGAACGUAUGUUAAGGUUUUCAUCUUUAAUUAUGGAAGCUCUAGUUGGUAUCUAAACGUAGAAGUUUACCCCACGGUUUCUGAUGUUGAUAGAACGUCUGGACUGUGUGGAGUACUGGACAAUGAUAGGACUAAUGACCUCCGCCGUAGGGACGGUACCCAGGACAAUAUACAGUCCUACAGCUACAGUUACCCACCGGAUGAUUUCUCCUUGUCAUGGCAACUUCCUGAAGGUAGUAAUGAAGAUCUUCUAUCCAUGUCACAGACUGUGUUUGAUCAGUUGACACCACUUUCCUCAUAUUUUUACAAACUUUGCACCUGCGAUGAAGAGAGGACAUACUGUAGCUACAAGCAAUACACAGAAUGCAAAACAGGAAUUAAAGGUAAAGAGUUUCACUGUGUAUUGCAUAGCAGCUCAAGGAGGAAAAGAGACUUGAAGUUUCUCACCCAAAUUCCCGGGAACAUUAAUAAGAAUAUGGAAGAAGAACCACGAGUCAAAAGAGCGGCAUAUAGCGAAGUGGAUGCAUAUAGGAUUUGUAAAAGCGCAUUUGAAAUGUCAACAUACUACGGCACGUGCCUAAAUGUCGUUCCCAACUUCAACAAUGAAACCUUAGUCAACUGCAUGAAUGAUCUUGUUAUGACUAGAAACCCUAAUCUGACACAGUUACACCUGGAUACUGCCCUUGGACAAUGCCAGACCUAUAUCCUGCUGAAUUCGACACUAGAAAGAGAACAACCCGAUGUCACUAAGGUGAUCGUGAAUUUAUGUCCUAACAACUGUAGCAACAAAGGUGUAUGUUCAUCAGGGAACUGUACCUGUGAUUAUGGGUUCGGAGGAAGCGACUGUUCCUUUGACGUGUUAUCUCCUCCGACAAUAAACAAAUUAUCCGGUGAUGGUGUUUGUGACAAAUCGUCGGAACCUUGUGAGGACAGCACUGGUUACGGGUACUACUUCUUGGAGAAUAUGGGAACAACUUGCCAUGUGACCAGGGAAGAGAUAGAUGAAAACAAUACUGUAACAUCACAGACCUCGUACACAGUAGAAUUACAGGAGAGGACCCUUUAUGAAGGAUUCUGUAGUCUUGAAUACGGUCCAGAAUCUUCGUUUUACACUACUUUCCAUUUCAAUCUGUCUAAUGAUGGAACUCAAUUCUCGCCUCUGUAUACUGUUUACGUAUACCAAUCUGCAUGUCAGACGUUUCAAAACAUUUCUGGAAGCAUCAGAGUUACCCUUCAGAACGGUUACUGUUACAUAAAUGGAACCUGCGUACGAAGUGGAACGUUCAAAAAGAAAGAAAGCUGUUGGCGAUGUUUGUCCGCGUCAAAUGUCUAUGAUUGGACAUGGGACUGUAAAGAAGCAGAAACAACUACAACUAGGAGUAGAUCUAAUGAGGAAAAAACAAACAAACAAAACACGAAGGAGGAAGAUGUCUCACUUACCGGCAAAAUUCUAAUCGCUGCAAUUGUCAUCGUCGUUUUUGCGAUUUGGGUGGUAAUUGGAUGCAUGAUCAAACAGAAAUAUUACAAUAAAAAAAGUGAUGAUCAUUCAGUUCUUGUCGCUCCCAACAAGGAUGAAGUGAACAUUUACCCAGACAGUGACAGACUUAUGGCUACCAGAGGCAACUUUCACCCCGCAGACUUAUUCCAAUUUGAUUCACCAGCCGAAAAGUUUUCAAGACCACCGUCAGCAACCUCAACGAGACAACUGCCAUCUACGAAUGAUUUCAUGACAUUAUAUGACAAGAAACACCUCGACAAACUUUUUGGUGUGAAUGGACAUUGAUAAUUUUUGGAUGCAUGAAAAUGCGUUUCUAAUAUGAAACUAUCCCGAGUUAUAAAAUUGUGUGUUAAACAUUGAAUAUACGUCAUUUUUCACAUUAUCAUUCAAGUUGUUAAAAAUAUAUGGAAAAAACAUCAACAAGCUAUUUGUUUGAUGUGUCUGACGGAUAGGAGAUUUACCAGAUGUUUAUCACUGUAAUACAACGUGUUUUUAGUGGACGGAAAAAAUUAAUCUCGGAUAAUUUAUCUUUUCACAAAAAGGUCGAGAAAAUUAAGAAUUUUGUUCAGUUGCUCUAAGAGCAAAUUUAGAUAGAGAUUACAGUUUAUUUUUCAAUUUUAACCAAUAAACUGCUGUUCUAAAUAGAGAUAUAAUUAUAAUUUGUCUAUACUCCAACACAUAUUAAUAUAAACAAAAGCAUGGUUCAAUAUACAUGAAGCCAUUUUUACGUGACCCCGUCUAUUAGUUUACUGUCAGCCGAAGUCUCAAACCGGAAGGCACGCGUAGAAAACAUGAAUUGAGUCUGCGCGUAAGAAAAUAGUGCAAAAAGUUUUCAUGCAUUUCAGUAAAAAAGUAUUAUAAAAACACGCAUUAAAUCUGUUUAAGUCCUCUGUGUAUAAACCAAAUUUUAUUUAGAAAAUAAACAAAUAGUUUUAUUGAUCAUAAUAUUCUUGCUCGGGUUCAAAUGUGGAAUGAGUUACGUAACUGAAUGCACAACGCCGUUGACGAUUCAGUUGGUGUACAAGCUAAUUAAUCAGUAAAAGAAGUUGAAGGUUGAAUCGAAAGUAAAGUUCCCAAACGCAAUGUGCCAUUUUUGAAAAGUCGUGAAUUUUAUUUUGACAAUCUUUCACCUGAAUACUACCGAACUUCAUGCGCAAGCCAAAGUUAAAAUCAGGACGGAUUAUACAAAGAUGGCUUACAUAUUAAAAAAUGUCUUACAUAUUAAAUAAGUGUUUCAUUGGCUUCCAGUCUACUUGCGGUAUGACUGCUGUUCGUUUCUGGAGGAAUUUUGUACAUAGAAAAUAAAAACAAGUCUGAAUUUC